UUUUUUUUUUGAUAAUGUACGACAUAGGAUUGUUGUCAUGUGUCUUAGUUCAUUGACCUCCAAUAUUACCUGCUGUCAAAAUCAUCAACCAGAUUUUAAAGCUAAACGGUUAAGAUUUGUAAGCCAAGGCUGUUUUUAGUAGAAGGAAUUUCAGGGUCUCGAAUCGCCUAUUUCUCUCAUCCUCACUCUUCGGUUACUUUCUUUUUGAAAAAAAAAAAAAAAAGACACAAAAUUUUCUUAAUUCACUUCGAACCCAGAAGAGGUACCUCAUCAAUAAACAGCCAGCGACACGAUUUCUGAAUAAAGAAAUUUGGAUGCAUCAAAAAUCCAUUAAGAAUUUUGACAAGCUUGUGAAAUGGAAGACGGUUACUAUAUUGGGAGGAGAUGGGAGGACCUGGACACUGAUAUUUUGGUGAAGAUUUUCCAGUCUUUUGACAUCCUUGAGUUAACUUCGGGUAUCGCUCAUGUCUGUAGUGCAUGGCGUAUGGCUUGCUGUGAUCCUCUGCUUUGGAAAACACUUGAUUUAUCAAUGAUGAAAUCGAAUUUCAUAAAAAUCCCGUUAGAGCCAUAUGUUUAUGUUGAUGGACGGUCUGAUAAGAUAUUAACCCGUCUAUUGAAGAUUUCUAUGAGUCUCAGCAGGGGAAACAUAACAACCUUGAUUUUCCAUUUCAACCUAUUCGUGAGUGAUGAACAGUUAACUUAUACUGCAGAAAGGUGCCCACAGCUCAGACGACUUGUUCUGCCAGCUUGGAACAGAAUAAAAAAGACUGGAAUAUGCAAGGCCAUUCGUGCAUGGAAAGAUCUUGAAUCCCUAACAAUGCCUGGAAUUGCAAAUCCUCCAUACCUCAUGGAGGAAAUUUCCAAGAACUGCAAGAACUUUAGAGAACUGAAGAUUAUGGGCCCUUGUGAUAAAUUCUUUGCUAGUACACUUGCUACAUUCCUUCCAACCUUGAAGGUCCUAAGCCUCCGAUGCUCAAUGCUAUAUAAGGAAGCUCUGAUCAUUGUCCUGGAUAGUUUGCCACACCUAGAAGUGCUUAACAUAUCACAUUGCCUUCUAAUAGAAGUCCUUCCACCUCCUGGACCUAAAAAAGUUGUUAGCGAAAUUGAUCAAUCUAUUAUUGAAAAGGCAUCUCGGUUACGCGAAUUUUUAACAUGCAUGAAUGACUCAUGCACUAUGUGCCAGCGAACCAAAAUUGAUGAAGGGCUCAUGAGGUGGUACAGAUACGAGGAAGGGCUGUGGAAAGCAGAUGAGAAACAAAAUAAAAUGUUGCUGAAUAAAUAUAAAUGGCAGCCAUCUUUAUGGUCUUGUGUUGCAAAAGACAUCCUCCCACAGUGUUAUUUUUGAAGGUGUUAUUCUCUCCGGUUGGCGGUUAUUAUGCUUGCUUCUCAUCCUCGUUAUAUCCCAAUAAUUGUAAAGGAGACAACAGAGUGGUUGGAAGCAAAUUUAUGUUGCUUUUAUCCUCCUAGAUAAUUGUAAAAGAUGCAAAUGCACAGGGUUGGAUUGGACUGGGUUUGGUCAGGCCUGAGGCUAAGAUAAAUAUGAAUGUGUUCUUUGAAAAAUACAACAUUUUCACAAUUUGUCAAAGUGAUUGAUUGUGAGUGAUGCAUUAUCAUUUUUACAUGCAUUUAUCAUUUUUUUACCACUCAUAUAUAGUCAACCAUUUCGACAACUUGUGGCAAAAGUUGUCUCCCUAGACUUUCUCUUUUCAGUUUGAAGUUUUGAAUUGCAGUGAA
Molecule: messenger RNA, 1734 nt
Organism: Quercus robur (English oak)
Lineage: Eukaryota; Viridiplantae; Streptophyta; Magnoliopsida; Fagales; Fagaceae
Product: F-box/LRR-repeat protein At3g48880
Exons: 5
Coding region: 356-1345 (329 amino acids)
Molecular function (GO): protein binding
Source: RefSeq, a predicted model, not a curated record